This is a messenger RNA of Cryptomeria japonica (Japanese cedar), 1178 nucleotides long. Its product is annotated as protein LIFEGUARD 2. NCBI's taxonomy places the organism in Eukaryota, Viridiplantae, Streptophyta, Pinopsida, Cupressales, Cupressaceae. The record is from RefSeq and is a predicted model, not a curated record. The coding region runs from base 299 to 1039 and encodes 246 amino acids. Gene Ontology annotation, cellular component: membrane. The transcript is spliced from 4 exons.
UCAGCGUUGAACUGCCAUUACCGACCACUCCAACCUUCUACGCAAUUCCAAAUUUCCUAGAAUAUUCUAGCAAGUUAUGAAGAAUUCUCUUUAGAAUCCAUUACUUGCAAAGGAGGUUUUGUUGGUUUUUAUUCCUCAGAUAAGCUGCGUGUUGAUUCGCAAUUGCUGAGCAGGAAGAUCUACGGGAGGAAAAUUCGAUUGGGGAAGAGAAUAGUCAAGUUGAAUCUUAAUUGGUGAGCAGGGAGAUCUGCAAGAAGGAAAACUCGAUUGGGGAAUAGAGUAAGUAAACGCAGCGGAUAUGAGUUGGGUUUGGGGAAAAAACGGUCCCGCUCAGGACUUGGAGGCAGCGACCUCUACGCCUCUGUUCCCGGGCAUCCCUGUGGAGGAGAAUGCAUUACGCUGGGCGUUUAUUCGAAAGGUUUAUGCCAUACUCACAUUGCAGAUGAUUCUUACAGUGGCCGUCGGAAGUGUAGUCGUUUUCGUUCCUCCAGUGUCUCUGUUCUUCGUCUCCUCCGGCCUUGGAUUGGGCCUUUACAUCGCCCUCAUUGUGCUGCCUUUUAUCUUAUUAUGUCCGCUCUAUUAUUACCACCAGAAGCAUCCUGUGAAUUUUAUCUUGCUGGCUUUGUUUACCACGACUAUCAGUUUUGCUGUCGGUUUGACCUGUGCCUUCACUAGCGGAAAGGUAAUUUUGGAGUCUGUAUUACUUACUACAGUGGUAGUUCUGAGUCUAACUGCAUACACAUUCUGGGCUGCAAGAAGAGGAAGUGACUUCAGUUUUCUUGGGCCUUUCUUGUUUUCAGCAGUCAUUGUAUUGUUUUUAUUUGCUAUCAUUCAGGCAUUUUUCCCUUUGGGAAAGAUUUCGGUGAUGAUAUAUGGGGUACUUGCUUCCUUAAUCUUCAGCGGAUAUAUUAUUUAUGACACAGAUAACUUGAUAAAACGUUAUACUUAUGAUGAGUAUAUUUGGGCUUCCGUUGUGCUCUAUUUGGAUGUAAUCAAUCUUUUCUUAUCACUCUUGACACUGUUUAGGGCAGCUGAUUAAUAGGAGUACGCCAAAACAAUGUAACUAUGAUAAAGCACUGUGUUCAUUGUAAGGGCAAUGGCCUAUUUUCAAUAGAGCAUUGAUCUGUGUAGAAGUUGUUCAUAUUGACUGUAAAUUUAUUUUUUAUAUUUUUGGGCUC